Molecule: messenger RNA, 330 nt
Organism: Strongylus vulgaris
Lineage: Eukaryota; Metazoa; Nematoda; Chromadorea; Rhabditida; Strongylidae
Source: the annotation of a GenBank genome assembly
AUGUCCUGCCUAGCUAUCACCUUCGAUGGUCCGAAGAUCAAGAAUGGACGACGUCUUUUCGAAAGUUUCGUUCAGGCGAACAAGUACAGCUUCUGGAACAGGGAACUUGUGCAAGCAGCAGAGUCGCUGAUAUUUAUGGGAUUCAUGAAACCUUGCACAUUGUUUGUGUCUGCACCGGUCACCCAUCUUCAAGCUUUACGAACUGCAUGGGCUCGACGAGUACUGAAACCGGCUGAGGGUUACCAGAUUACUUCACUUGGUACGUACUUUCAUAUUUUCAUCCUAUUUUUCCAACUUUCUAAGAAGUUUAGUUGGAUCAAAACAUGCUGA